Arabidopsis lyrata subsp. lyrata is the source of this 1219-nucleotide messenger RNA. RefSeq names its product probable prolyl 4-hydroxylase 6. NCBI's taxonomy places the organism in Eukaryota, Viridiplantae, Streptophyta, Magnoliopsida, Brassicales, Brassicaceae. Gene Ontology annotation, cellular component: endoplasmic reticulum. Gene Ontology annotation, biological process: peptidyl-proline hydroxylation to 4-hydroxy-L-proline. The coding region runs from base 279 to 1175 and encodes 298 amino acids. Gene Ontology annotation, molecular function: procollagen-proline 4-dioxygenase activity; L-ascorbic acid binding; iron ion binding. The transcript has 7 exons. The record is from RefSeq and is a predicted model, not a curated record.
UUUAAAUAUUUGUAAUUUUUAAAUUGAAUAAGAAUGGAGUGUAUUCUUGGUAAUUGAUGCUUUAUAUUGGAACAUGGUUGAGUGGUUGGUAUUACAGUAUCACUAUUAUCUGAAAACUCAAAAUCUUUAUUAUUAGUCAACCAAGAGAAAAAGAAGUUUAUUUUCCGGUAAAAAGAGUUAAAGAACCUACCUAAAGUAAAACAACUAGUCAACGAAAAAAAAAAUAAGGAACAAAAUCGCUUAAAUCUCAAAAGUCUUACCAAAGAAUAUUUUCCUUGAUGGGUUCUCAAAAUUUUCUUGCAUUUUCCUUCUCUCUUCUCUUGAUUUUCUCUCAAAUUUCAUCUUCCUCCUUUACUUUUGAUCCAACUAGAGUCACUCAACUCUCCUGGACUCCAAGGGCAUUUUUAUACAAUGGGUUUCUCUCUGAUGAGGAAUGUGAUCAUUUGAUUAACUUGGCAAAAGGAAAGCUUGAGAAGUCAAUGGUGGUGGCUGAUGAUAAUUCAGGUGAGAGUAUAGAUAGUGAAGAACGCACAAGUUCUGGAGUGUUUCUGACCAAAAGACAGGUGAGGACAUUUGAAUUUUACUAUGUAGAUGAUAUAGUAGCUAAUGUCGAGGCUAAACUUGCUACAUGGACCUUUCUUCCCGAGGAAAAUGGGGAAGCCUUACAAAUAUUGCACUAUGAGAAUGGUCAAAAAUAUGAUCCACAUUUCGACUACUAUUACGACAAGGAAACUCUAAAGCUCGGUGGUCAUCGGAUCGCCACCGUACUAAUGUACUUGUCCAAUGUCACAAAGGGUGGAGAAACAGUGUUUCCUAUGUGGAAGGGUAAAACACCUCAGCUGAAAGACGAUACUUGGUCGGAAUGUGCGAAACAAGGCUAUGCAGUGAAACCGAGGAAAGGGGACGCUUUGUUGUUCUUUAAUCUUCAUCCAAAUGCAACCACAGAUCCAACUAGCUUACAUGGAAGUUGUCCGGUGAUUGAGGGAGAGAAAUGGUCAGCAACCAGAUGGAUUCAUGUUAGGUCAUUUGGUAAGAAGCAAUCAGAUGGGUGUGUGGACGAUCAUGAGAGCUGCGAAAUAUGGGCAAAGGCAGGGGAAUGCGAGAAGAAUCCAAUGUACAUGAUGGGUUCAGAAACUGACCUUGGAUAUUGUAGAAAGAGUUGCAAAGCUUGUUGAUCUUAAGAAUAACAACUACAAGUGAAUUAAAGCUCUUAUUAAAG